Parasteatoda tepidariorum (common house spider) is the source of this 1856-nucleotide messenger RNA. RefSeq lists its product as uncharacterized. Gene Ontology annotation, cellular component: nucleosome. The record is from RefSeq and is a predicted model, not a curated record. Lineage: Eukaryota; Metazoa; Arthropoda; Arachnida; Araneae; Theridiidae. Gene Ontology annotation, molecular function: DNA binding. Gene Ontology annotation, biological process: nucleosome assembly.
CGACGUAAAUGAACUACAACAACAACAAUCUUUAUCUGCUUGAAUUUCAUCUGUCUUGCAUCAUUUUCCCUCUGCUAUUUUCAUUUCACGUCUUGCUUACCAAACUCUAAGGAACUUUAUCAUGCAUUCAUUUUAUACCAAUCUUUAAAAGCUAGUCGUAUACGUCCUACAUUCUGCUUGUAGAACUAAAUCACUUUAAAAGUAGUAAAGCUGCAAAGGAGUUAAUAGUUAGGUAAUGAGUGUCGCGUGAAAUAAAUUACGAAGUUAUCUGCUUGUCUGAAGUUUGGUGCUCUUGAUAUGGUUUGACAUCUGAAUGAUGUUUUAGCUAGUAGCAAGGAAUAAUUGUUAGUUGAAGUCUGUGUGAUCGGAAAUAGGGAAGAUAUGAACAAUUUUAAAUCGCGAGCUCGAGCGCUUAGUUCGAGUACUCCCAUUCAAAAUAACGUAAAGAAAUUCGUAUCUGAUGAAGUAUCCAUGAUACACAUCGACGUUGCGUCUAGUUCUGCUGGAGAAACGGAGCCAGCUAAAAUGAAGAAAGCAACUAUUCUAGAUAUGGUCAUUGAAUCAAUAAAAGCUGUAGGUGAACCGAGAAAGGGAGCUUCAUAUCAGGCGAUAAAAAAAUGGAUAAGUGACAAUAAAGAAAUUGAUUCGAUACGUCUGAAGGUUUUAUUGAAGAUGGCUCUGAAAAAAGGUAUUGAUCAAGGAAUUUUAGGGAGGCCGUUUCGCUCAGCAACAGUUGCUGGUGCAUUAGGAUAUUUUAAGCUAGUACAGACGAAGCCUGUUAAACCUUCAAAAACGGCUGUGAAAAAAACAGCAAACAAGAUAUCUGCAAAAAAAGCUAAAUCUCCAAUUCAAGGUACAAAAGUUUCAAAAAUGCUUCAUGAAUUGCCUGCAAUUAAGAUAAAGCCCGUAAAAGCCCCUUCUAAAGCAAAAGCUGCCACUGGGAAAAAAAUUGCAAAGGAAUCUCAAAAAAAGAUUGAGAAAAAAACAGCAACUAAAGCUACAGCUACGAAGAAGCCUGCUGUGAAAAAGCCUGCUGUGAAAAAGCCUGCUGCGAAAAAGCCUGCUGGGAGGAAGCCCGCUGCGAAGAAGACAGCAGAAGCCGCUACAAAGGUUUCUUCAGAGAUUGAAGCAGAGAAACCCUCUGAAAAAGCACUUUUAAAAGCUAAAGUUCAGAAUAAACCUGAGAAAAAAGCUACAGCUACGACGAAUCCCACUACAGAGGUGCUUUCAAAACCUGCAGCUGAAAAGCCUGUAAAAAAAGUACCCGUGAAAGCUGAUGUUAAGGAGGAAACACUCGCAAAGAAAGCAACAGCUACAAAUAAACCCACUACAGAGAUGCCUUUAAAAGCUGAAGCCGAGAAGAAAAAAGUGCCUUCAAAUACCAAAGAAGGGAAAAACACCACAACUAAGGCAGCUUCAAAAGUGAAAGCUUCAAAGCUUCUUGAUGAAAGUAUUCAGGAGAAUAAUUUAAAUGAUACUAAACUAGAAAGACAGGAGCUAUCUGAUACAGAGAUAGAUAAUAGGAAGACUCAUAAGCGAAUGUUCUUCUCGUCUGAUACUGAGCUUGAAAUUUCAAAGAGAGAAGAAAAAACUAAAAAAAAACUUAAAAAGAAGUUGCCCAUUAAAGCUAAGAAAGUUGCUACAAAAAUUUAAAACAUUCACGAAUUUUUAAGAUUAUUAAUUAUUUUAAAUAUUUUGAGAUUGAAAACUGAAAUUUAAUGCUGAGAAAUUUGUUUGAUCUGAGUUUUGUAAGCAUUAAGAAUUUUAAAUUUUAUUAGAUAUUUUAUUUACAUGCUGUAUUUUAAGAACUGUAUUUGUCAAUUUCAAGAUUUAUUUAAUAAAACUUUUGCUAUUAA